Musa acuminata AAA Group (dessert banana) is the source of this 4459-nucleotide messenger RNA. Its product is annotated as protein ROLLING AND ERECT LEAF 2-like. Bases 1025 to 3523 code for a protein of 832 amino acids. The record is from RefSeq and is a predicted model, not a curated record. Lineage: Eukaryota; Viridiplantae; Streptophyta; Magnoliopsida; Zingiberales; Musaceae. The transcript is spliced from 5 exons.
GUGGCAGGGGCUUUAUUACUGCUACAUCGCUUCCAUGCAGUGGAUGUGGAAAUGAGUGUAGUCUCACACUCGGGUUUGGGAGCCGAGUUCGAGUAAGCAGAAUCCUCCUCCCUUUGCUUAGAUGGGGGAAACAUGGCAUGUGGAACUGAGAUGGUUGCUGAGGCUUUGAUUAGAUGCCAGAGGGUAGUAAUAACUGUCAUCAGCAAAGGUGCUCUUUUUAGCUGGAACCCUACACGGUGGGCCAAGCUUAAGCUUCACAUUGCAGCAUGUAGAGUCUGGUGCUCGUUUGUGGCACAGGAGAUUGGGGAGGGAGGGGAGACAGACAACCUUUGUUGGAAGCUGUGACAGUGAGAGGGAGGGGGAGAACGAGAACGGAGGGUCGGAGAUCCGACUCGUUUCGCUUUGAGAUGCCAGAUCUCGUCUCGGGGGGUCCCAUCGGGCAGCACGCGGGGCCCACAAGGGAGGUUACACUUACACUGGCGCGGCAGCCGCGCCCGACCCGUGCCACGUUCCCGCUGCUCUUGCUUCGAGGCGCCUCCACGUGGUCCCCCGCUUUCACCCCGUCCCACCUGCCUUCUACCCGGUCUUUUACUUAAUGUGGGACCCUCUCCUUCUCCAACGGGCUGCAGGUAGGAAAUCGGGUGAUGAGAUAACCAGCAAAAGAGUGCUCUCGCACACGGUGGUAUCCCUCUCCCUUCGCGCUUCUCUCUUCAUUCAUCUCUUCUGCAAGACUGUCUCUCUUUCUUUCCAUCUCCUUCUCCAUUUGCUUCUAUUCUUUUCUUGGCUCAUGCUAAAAUCCUUUUCUUCUCUCACCCAAAUCGACUGGUGCAACAAAAGUUUAAAGCCCUAACAAGGUAAGAGAGUGGGAUAGAGAUAGAGAGAGAGGAUUUGCAGCUCACAUGGAUGGCAAUGAGAGGGAGAGAAGUUAGCGUUGGAGUUUUGGGCUAGGGUUAGGUUUUCUCUUGGGACGUGGAAUGGUGCUUCUGGGAUUGGGGAGCAAUGUCGGUGCCGUAGGGGGCUGUUGAUGGGGUGCGGGAGCUCGAAGGCGGAGGAGCCGCCGCUGGUGGCGCUGUGCCGGGAGCGGCGGGAGCUCAUCAGGGCGGCGGCAGAGCACCGGUUCGUCCUCGCGGCGGCACACGCCGCCUACUUCCGCGCGCUCGGCCGCGUCGGGGAUGCCCUCCACCGCUUUGUCCAGGAGGAGCUCGUGGCGGUGGCGCCGGCGUCCCCCGUCCUUACAUUGCCGCCGUCCGAAGGGAAGGGCAAGGCGAAAGCCAAGAUCGAGAGGUCGGAGGGGGAAAGCCACGGUGGCGGCCCGGUGGGCGCUUCGGCAUCCUCUUUUGUUUCGAUCUCCCACUCGCAUUCCGACGAUUCCCACCUGCAUUUGCCGUCCGACGAUGAGUCCGAGGAGAUCACUGGGGAAAGUAGUGAUAUUGGUGGAGGCAGUGAGGAUUCGGUGCGUUCUUUUCCUCAUCAUCCAUUCUAUGGUGCUCCCAUCCCUAAUUACCACUACAUGAAAUCGGCCUCCACGGUCUCCUCCACCACAGUUUAUCAGAAUAGCUAUCCCACAUGGUCCAACACGGCCCAUGUGGGAUAUGGCUACUACGGCUAUCCAGUGUACAGUGCCCCGAUGGAUCCAUUGCAGCCGCAUGCUCAUGAUGAGCAUUUCUAUCAGAACCCGCCUCAGAGGGAGGAUAAGCCUUCUGAUCCCCCUCCGCCGCCACCACCCGCAGAUGGAUCUGCUUGGGACUUCUUUAACCCUUUUGAUUCAUACGAGCAGAUGAUCCCUGGGUACUUACACGGAAACUAUGGAGUGGGUUCGGUGACAAGCAGUCCUAACUCGAGCGAAGUAAGGGAGAAGGAAGGCAUUCCUGAUCUGGAAGAGGAAACAGAGCAAGAGUCUGUUAUUGCGCCAGUGAAAGAGAGGAAGGGGGCAGAUAAGGAUGCUGCAGGGAGUGUUUCUGGUGAGAGGGGCUCGAAUGUGGCAGCAAUGGAGCAAGAAGCCAUUGGCAAAGGUGAUGCAGUUGCGCCGGAAGUAAAAGAAGAGAGUCAGGAUAUUUCUUCGGUCAGCAAAAUCGAAGAGGAUGAGAUGGAAAAGAAUACGAAGAAGAAAACUGUGAUCUUUGAGGACAGAACAUCACUUGUCACAGAUGACAGCAAACCGAGUAAAGAAAAUGCAUUAUCUGCACAUGGUACGAGGAACGUGAUGGAAGUUGUGACUGAAAUCAAAGAACAAUUUGAGUCAGCUGCUAACUGUGGUAAAGAGGUCUCUGAGAUACUUGAGGUAGGCAAGUUACCGUACAGAUCAAGAAACCGAAUUCUGAGAGUGAUUUUAUCGAGAAUUUUGGACCCUGUGGUUCCGCCUGUUCGGCCAUCAUCACAACCAUCAUUCACGAGUUCACAACUUCCAGCUUCAAGGUCAUUGAAAGUGAAAAAAGCUGAUCGUGCUGCUUGGGGAAAUAUGGAUAUUGAUCCUGGCAAACUUUCAUCAACACUUGAAAAGUUAUAUAUAUGGGAGAAAAAACUUCAUAAAAAUGUGAAGGAAGAAGAAAGACUGCGAGACAUCUAUGAAAGGGAGUGGAAGCAACUCAAAGCUUUGGAUGAAAGUGGUGGAGAAUCUUGGCAGAUAGAUUCUACACAGGCUUCCAUAAGAAAUUUGGUUACAAAACUGAACAUUGUGAUUAGAUCUGCCAAUCACAUUUCAAGCAGGAUACACAAAAUAAGAGAUGAAGAGUUGCGACCCCAGCUGACUGAAUUAAUCCAGGGAUUGUUGAAAAUGUGGAGGUUUGUGCUUGAUUGCCAUCACAAGCAGUUUCAGGCCGUUGUUGAAAGCGAAAGCCAGAAUUUUGUUGCCAGAACAGGUGGUUCUGUUGCUAAAGCCACCAUAGAAUUGGAGGUGGAACUCUUGAACUGGUGUGCCUGUUUCAGUAAUUGGAUCAAGGCUCAAAAGGCUUAUAUUGAGGCCCUAAAUGGGUGGUUGCUGAAAUGGCUUCUCCAGGAAAGGGAGGAGACACCUGAUGGGGUUGCACCAUUCUCCCCGAGCCGAAUUGGAGCACCUGGUGCUUUUAUAAUCGCAAAUGAUUGGUACCAUAACAUGGAUGCGAUAUGUGAAGCUGAAGUGAUAGAUUCGAUGCAGACUUUUGCUAUAAACAUACAUAGGUUGUGGGAGACACAAGAUGAGGAGCAGCGCCAGAAGCUAAAGGCCGACUAUUUGUCCAGAGAUUUUGCGAGAAGGCUUAGGUCACUGCAGAAGGAAAACGGGAUGCAUGGACAGGCACAUGUGCCUAUCUCGAAUGGUAACGAUGCUUCACAUCCUGAGCACAAGAUGUCCUUGGAUGCAAUGAAAAGAAGACUGGACGAAGAGAGGGCCAAACAUGAAGAGACCAUAAUUCAGCUCCAGCAGGCGACUGCCAGCAAUUUAAGGAGGGGCUUAGUUCCAAUAUUUCAAGCACUGGAGAAUUUUUCCUCGGAGACAUUGAAAGGUUAUGAGGGAGUUAGAAUCUCGAAUGAUGGUGUUGGAACUUAAAAAUAGCUCUGCUGGUUUAUUUUGGUUUUCCUCGAAGGGCAGGUACUUCCCAAUCUGGAGGUUAAAUGGCAGUAUAAUUCUAAAAGAUCCAACAAUUGCUCAGAACUAAAGGAUACGUUGUGGAAAGAAUUGGAAGGCUCCAAGUUGGACCAUAGCUCAUGCCGCUCUCUGCAGAUUGUUAAGGGUCGGGGUUAAUUGCUGCAUUUAGAAUAACUAUAGGAAUUACAUUAUUCGUUAAUGCAUUUUUGAAGGACAGGUUUUUGGUGGCAGUGAUGCUGACGAGGAAGAUGUGCUUCAGUGCCAAUCGGCAGCAAGGAAACAGCAGUUGAGCUCUCUUUUUGCUCCUCCCGUAAUGAGUGAAUCUUAGAAUGGAACAGUUUAGCAGAACUCAUCAGAUCGUACUAGCACAGGCUGUCUUAAGAAUCUUAUGAUGCAUCUGUCCAUGGCGCGACUAAUGGGGCCUGAUAAAGCUAUGUAUAAGUGCAGUAGAAGCCAAAAGUGAGCUGCCAUAUUUUGACUCCCCCCUGGUGCUUAUUAGAUGAUACAAUGCAAGAGCUGCAAUGUUUUGGUCUGUGUCAAACCUGGUUCAUCUUCUGCAGCAUGUGUAGCUCCGCAGCUGUCGGGUUUACAGUCUCUGACCCGAAGGACUUAUCCUCUUGUUUUCCAGAUCUAGAUCUCCUUUUACUACAUGACAACUUGACUGUCUCUGAUCCACAGAACCUGACAACCCAUAAAUGCCACAAGGUUGCAAUCCCAGCCUCUGCUGCAGCAGCUGAAGAAAUGUCCGGGUAAGUGAGUUGGACUGGCAAACAAUUAAAUCUAAGUUAUAUGACUGCAACCAAUUCUAUCAUUAUAACUCACUACUUGGAUAUUGAUGUUAACAAACCCAAAAAUAUUUAUAAAUGACUAGAUAAUGGAAUGGGUUUGUAGUAGAAA